Neoarius graeffei (lesser salmon catfish) is the source of this 1346-nucleotide messenger RNA. Its product is annotated as G2/M phase-specific E3 ubiquitin-protein ligase-like. NCBI's taxonomy places the organism in Eukaryota, Metazoa, Chordata, Actinopteri, Siluriformes, Ariidae. The transcript is spliced from 5 exons. The coding region runs from base 59 to 847 and encodes 262 amino acids. The record is from RefSeq and is a predicted model, not a curated record. Gene Ontology annotation, molecular function: ubiquitin-protein transferase activity.
ACGAGAACAUCUGGUCCCGAACCUGUCUGCAACCGUUUUGGAGUGCGAUUUAUUUGCAAUGGCUGGCAGGAUGAUUGGCCACUCUGCCAUUCAUGGAGGUCCGUCCCUGUCAGGACUAAGUCUAACCAUUAUAGAUGCCCUUAUACCUGGGACCAAGGACAUUGUAACAUCAAAACUCUGUCUUGAAGAUUGCCCGGAGAUAGAAGUCAGGGACACCAUCAGUCUACUGCUGAAGGAGGAAUGGACUGACGAAGAGUCUGUCAGAAUGGCAAACCUUUGCACUGAUUGGUAUUUCCCGGUGCCAACUAAGGAGACCAACAGGCUUCUCCUUUUCCAGCAGCUGCUCUCUCAUGCUGUACUGGGAAGAGCAAAUGCCCAAAUUAAGCAGUUUCGAAAAGGGAUUAAAGAGACCGGAAUAUGGCCCCUUCUAACAACCAGACCAGAUGUCCUGCCCCUUUUGUUCCCCUGUGAAAAGGAUGUGGAACUCACCCCCCAAAUGAUCCUUAAAUGGAUACGUUGGCCAGAGGCAAGUACUGACAGUGAGGACAGUGAGGACGAGAUGUCUGCAUCACAGAUCGCACUAAUCUCAGGGUUCUUUCGAACCUUUGUGGAAGAAGCUUCUUCAGACGUCCUGAAGGACCUCGUAAAAUUUUGGACUGGCUGGGAAUUGCCUACGCAGUGCCUCAAACUGCAAGUAGUGAAAUCCCGUGGACGCCAUCACUUACCUACUGCGAGCACAUGUUACGAAAGGUUGAGGGUCCCAGACCACUACAAAAGUGGUUCUGAGUUGAAAUCAGACCUACAACAAUGCCUACAAUCAGUUGAGACAGGUUUUGGACUGAUUUGAAAGUAAUUCUUCUGGUUUAUUGUUUUAUUGUUUCAUUAGGGUCAGAGCACCCUAUCAUAAUCGCUCUGUUUCUUCUUGUUCGCAGACAUUUUGGGGUUUUUUUAGGUGGUGGCCAUGUUUCAAAAUGAAUGUCAUUUGGCAUAGUCUUUAGCAAGAGUGGCAAGUACACUACAGGCCAAAUGUUUGGACACACCUUCUCAUUCAAUGCAUUCUCUUUAUUUUCAUGACUACAGUACAUUGUAGAUCCACACUGAAGACAUCAAAACUGUAAAUGAAUACAUGGAAUUAUGUAAUAAAAUAAUAAAAAAAAUAGCCAAUGUUGUCCAAUUGGGCCAUCAGCUGUGUAUCAACUUGACUUCUGUACAACACAACUGAUGGUCGGAAAUCUUUGGUUGGGACCAUCUUUUGUGUUGCGCAAAAGUCAGGGUGAUACACAGGACAACUAUUAGAAUUGAUAUCCAUAUCAUUCACAGCUUUUAUGCCUUCAGUCAGAAUCUAC